Physcomitrium patens is the source of this 4795-nucleotide messenger RNA. RefSeq lists its product as uncharacterized. NCBI's taxonomy places the organism in Eukaryota, Viridiplantae, Streptophyta, Bryopsida, Funariales, Funariaceae. The record is from RefSeq and is a predicted model, not a curated record.
CGGCGGGUUGUUUUGGAGAGUAGAUGGUAGAUGGCGGCUGAGGGUUUAGCGAGGGAGGAGGGUUGGUCUGAUAUUUUCGGAACUCGCCGCCAGUCUCUGGGGUAGAGGAAACAAUAUGGUCGGAGUUUUGUGAGAGAACAGGGUGGUUAUUAAGGAGUUGGCUUGGGGGCCGACACCUUGCGGAAUUAGGUCGAAAUUUUGGUGUAGUUGGGGCGGAGUUUUGGUGAGGAGGGCACAAUGGAUUUGGCGAUGGGGGAAAACGAUGACAUGUGCACGGUGCUCAUGGCGCGGUUCGGAAAUUCUCAGAGCCCGGAGCACAAGCAUUUGUGUGCGGUGGUGCAGGCUAUGGCGGAGGUUUUGCAAGAACAGUCGCUGGAACCUACUCCGACCGCCUACUUUGCGGCCACCAUGAGCUGUUUGGAUCGCCAAGCUGCUAAUACAGCAGUUCGGAACGAGGCUGUUACCACUGCCUUGUGUACGUUCCUGGCUAUGGUGCUACACAAGGUACCUGCCUCGGUGUUGAGAUCGAAAGGGGAUGCGGCUUUGAAGUUAUUGGUAGGAUUAUUGACGGCGAGUUCCGAGAACGCUAGCACCGUGAAAGCCGUGUUGUCUUGCCUGGAGAUUGUGAUUUGCGGCGCCGACACUUCAAACUGGCACAUGGUCGCUCCCGCAUUCAAUUAUCUUCUUCGGUUCUGCACGGAUCAACGCCCCAAGGUUCGCAAGAGGGCGCAGUUGUGUAUGAUAGGGGUGCUCUCUAGUCUUCAAGGUAAGCAAGCCCUAGGAACAGCAAGCGAAGUUGUAUUCAAUCUCUUCGAGCAAUCCCUGAAUACCGUUUCGAAAUCCCUGUCUGGAAACCCUUCAAACACUCCUACUGGCGCUGUUGAAGUUUUACAUAUGCUCGGCGCUCUAAAGCAAUUGCUGCCUCUCUUAGCGGUUAAAUUCAUUGGGCGCAUCCUCCCCCAUUUAGCUCAACUGUAUGAGCUUCAGCAACCCAUCGUAACACGAAAUGUUCUGGAUACACUCCAAGCCUUGUGUACAAAUCCCACUGCUGAGAUGCCAAGUGCAGCAUUAGGGGAAAUUUUAGGUCGGUUGGGGGCUCUCCUCGCCAGCGGAGAGAAGCGCAGUUCAGUAGACGAGGUCACCGUAGUUACUCGCAUAUUGCAACACGGUUUUGAGAAGCUAUGCAAAUCGGACAGGAGCUUGUGUAUCACGAAGCUGCCAGCUGUGUUUCAUUCUUUAACCGGACUUUUGGCAUCAGAACAAGAGGAGGUGGUGUUCGCCGCAGCCGAGAGUAUGCGUAACCUAAUUGGGAGUUGCAUUGACGAAGCCAUGAUCCAGCACGGGGUUACCCAGCUCCAGUUGCACUCUGAACAGCAGAAGCGGAAGGGGGCCUUGUCACCGAUUGAAAGGAUAUGUGUGAGUGUGGAGAGCUCUCUGGGGUAUCAAUACAGUACUGCGUGGGACAUGUCCCUACAUGUUGUGGCCGCAUUGUUCGAUAAAUUGGGAGAGGCUUCGUCUAUCUUGAUGGCAAGCACGGUGAGAACGUUGGGUGAUCUUCAGAAUUUGCCCGAUGAGGAUAUGCCUUGCCGGAAGCAGCUGCACAACACGCUUGGAUCAGCAGUGUCUGCCAUGGGCCCGCAGAAUUUUUUGGCAAUUCUUCCGCUGGAGAUGGAUGGGGAGAAACUCACAGACUCCAGGGUUUGGCUUCUUCCUAUUCUGAAGCAACAUAUUGUGGGAACACACCUCAGGUUUUUCCAAGAGUCGCUUCUUCCGUUGGCCACUCGAUUGCGCGAGAGAGCCCGCAAGUGUGCUGCAGAUGGCAAGCCUGUGGCGUCCAAAAAUGCGGAGUCGUGCGUUCAGUCCAUCUGGGCACUUCUCCCCUCUUUAUGCAACUAUCCAUCUGACACUGCCAAGGGCUUUGGCCUCAUUGCGAAAACGCUGGGAGACGUUCUCACCAAAGAGCCGGAGUUGAGGGGCCUCGUUUGCUCCAGCUUGAAGAUCUUGGUGUCUCAGAACAGGAAGGCGAGGGGAGACGAGUUAGGCGACAAGAUUGGGAGGAAGAUCGCUGAGGAAGAAAGUUCAGAGUUAAGUGUUGCUGAACAACGAGCCAGAGCUCUGUACACACCUGAAGUCGCAGCUGCAAAUCUGAAAGCCAUUGCUGGAUACUCUCGCAACUUCUUGCCUCUGUUAUUCAAUCUUUUCGUCGCGGCCCCUGCGGAGAAGCGUGGAGAUUUGCAGAUCACCAUUGCAGCAAUUGCAUCCAUUUCGGACCCGCAGACAGUGAAGAGUUUCUUUGUGGCAAUCAUGAAGAAGCUCCUGCAAGCCACAGUUGAGGCCAGUACUCCUGCUUCAGCGCCCGAGCCCGGCGCCAUGCAAGUCGACGCUCCAAAGCCUGAUGAGAGUCCAACAUCACGUAGGUGUGUCUUUAUGGAUUUAGCCUUAUCCCUGGUAGGUGGAUUAGACGACGAGGCCUUGGGGAUGCUGUUCUCCACAGCAAGGCCUGCGUUACAGGAUACCGACGCCGCUGUCCAGAAGAAAGCUUACAAGGUGCUUUCUAGCAUCUGCCAGGCCAAUAUGAGCUUCGUGGCUGGGAAGGCGGAGGAGCUGCUGGAGACUCUAUUAUCAUCCUUGUCCAAUGUGCAUUCUUCUGCAAGAAGACAUCGUCUGAUAUGCCUGCAUUUCUUGAUUCUUUAUCUUCUGAAGAGUGAGUAUGAAAAGAAGAACGAAGCUAUAGCCACUUUGAUCAGCGAAAUCGUAUUGGCCACAAAGGAGUCGAACAAGAAGACUCGCAAUGCAGCCUACGAUUUGCUCAUAGAGAUUGGUUAUGGUAUGCAGAACGAGGAGACUGGCGGCUCUCAAGAGCGUUUGAUGCAGUUCUUUACAAUGAUAGUGGGUUGUCUUGCUGGCUCCACGCCCCACAUGGUUAGCGCUGCAGUUGUGGCUCUGGCAAGGCUGCUUUAUGAAUUUUCAGCAGAGCUUUGUCAUACUGUUCCAGAUCUCUUGCCGUCUGCGUUGUUGCUGUUAAAAAGUCGGAAUCGGGAGAUUAUUAAGUCAGUUUUAGGAUUAGUGAAGGUGGUUAUAGCUCGGCUGCCGGCAGUGGAGUUGGAGCAACAUUUGCAUAGUAUGGUGGAGGGCUUGAUACUUUGGUCAGACGAUUCCAAGAACCACUUCAAGGCUAAGGUGCGAGCGAUUAUUGAGAGGCUUGUCCGAAGAUGCGGGAUGGACACUGUUGCGAAGGUUAUGCCACAGGAGCAUAUGAAGCUGCUGACCAACAUUCGCAAGACGAAGGAACAGAAUGAGAGGAAGAAAAAAUCUAAUAAUGUAGGAGAAGAGGAGGAGACGAAAUCUCAGCAAUCUCGGGCUAGCACUGCGAGGAAAAGUAAGUGGAAUCAUACGGAUAUGUUUUCUGAUGACGACGAUGAUGAUGAGCAUGGGGACAUGGAUGGCAGCACGAAGGCCUCGACCAUGGCUAAGACUAGCUUCUUUAACAAAUCCGAAGGAACGACUAAGUCUAGGAAACUGCGGAAGUCAAACAAGAGGCUUCCAGAGGACUUGAUGGAUGUCGAGGGAGAGCCGCUCGAUCUGCUUGACACGCGCAAGACGCGAGAGGUUUUACGAGGACCCAAGUCUCAGCACAAGAAGAAUGACAGCGAUGAUGAAUUGGAGUACACAACCGAUGGUAAAAUGAUAGUGGAUGAGAGCGGGGACAAGAUUCGUGACAAGUUGAAGAGGAAGAAGCAGUGGGAGGAGGAUCACCCUGAAGCUGCUGCAAGCCAAGCUGGCCGAAGCUCCCGACGUGGUGGUGGCGAAGGGUCGAGAAGUAAAGCAGAGAUCAAGCCAAGGAAGGCGAGGAAAGUAAACAAUGAAAGUAAGAGCUGGGCUUACACGGGAGAUGAGUAUGCUAGCAAGAAGAGCAAAGCGGUGGGUGACGUGAAGAAGGAGGGCAAGUUAGAUCCAUACGCCUACUGGCCUCUUGAUCCUAAGAUUUUGAACAGGCGGGAGGCAAAAAGAAAUGCAGCGAGGAAGGGCAUGGGUAGCGUGAUGAAAUCGGCGAAGAAGAUGCAGGGCAUGAGCUCUAAGGAGGCAUUGGCCACAAAACCUUCGAAAUCAAAGAAGCAGAAAGCUCACAAGGGUUAGAGUACAGCGAAGUAGGAUUAUGUAACAAGCAGUGGUUGAGACAAACCCACAUCUCGAGAUAUAUGUGUAUUCGUUUGUAGAAUGAUUUAGCCCAUUAGGUCUUUUGCUACAAGUGAGGAUGACAUUUGAUGUCAUUUGCUUGUUGAGUCUAGUUCAAACCCACAAGAACGUGGAGAUAGCGAUUUUGAGAGAUUCGUGUCGGUUAUAGCAGCAAAGUUUUAAUGAAACGGUCUAGUUUGGUAGCUCCGACUGCUUGGAUUCUGUGUGUGAACGUCUCCUGAUUCGACAAUGAGUCCUGUAGACACCUUAUGGGUGCAAUUCCUGUAUUCAUUCUGCAGAAAUCUCUGGGCCUUAAUCAGGUUCACGGCAUCGUUCUGCACACGUCGAUGUUACACGCAUCGAUAGCUUGGGGUAUACAGUUUGGUAGCUGCAAGAUACAAAGACCAGGGUGAGCAUGGCAGGCAAUUAAUUCAGCUCUAAUGAUGCAAGCAUGCAGAAAAUUCUGGAAGAGCUAGUCAGUCAAACCGCUAUAGAGUAGGACAGGCUUAGGGGUUUAGCAUUUGUGAAGUCCUGUAUGAAGGAGCUUCCUGAUAAAAAAAAGCACUUGGCUUAUCAAAUCAAAAAAUGUACUGGAAGAGUUACUCAAACAAUUUUACAA